AUGUACUGGUCCACAAUCACAAUGUGGAGUCCGUCUCUCCCCAAAACAAUCGCAGAAUCUCUGCCCUCCCUGCUUGAUCUAGCUGUGAAAGAUUAUACUCGCAUCGCAGAGGAGGAACGUGAAGCAGUCAAACGCACACAAUUUGAGCUUCACAACCCAGCGUGGUUGAGGAUCAAGAGCGGCAAGUACAGGGGCAAUGUGGCACAAGUGUUCGAGCAUUUACCAAAUAGUGUUGUCGCAGUACUUGUUGUUGCACGCCGCUUCCCCUAUUCUAUGCCUCAGGGAUCUCAAGCGCUGAUCGAGCGGUCCCGCCUCCCGAAUAACACGACAGUUUCCGACAUCAUUUGGGACGACAAAGUAGUCGGAUGGAAAUAUAAGGGCGAGAGCUACUACAUGGAACAUAUCGCAUCAUCUCAUGCUGACGACAUUCGGCUCCACCUGGACUCCAGAUGGAACAAACCCUUCAUCCAAGCAACUCUGGCUGCAUUUUCAUUGCAGUUCCUGCGCAUAGGAGAUUGGGCCAGGGUUGUCAAGGGCUCUCUUCGUGUUUGUCUUCAGGAUGUAGAACGUGUCUUUCGAGUCGGAGAUACUGUAAGAGUGGUGGCCAGUUCCUACUUGGGUUUGCAAGGACACAUCAUCGAAAUGCACGGGGACACAUUUCAAGUUUGUCAAGAUACUACAAAUGAACAGGUCAAAGUGUCGAGAUACUACUUAGAUCGGCGUCUCUUGAAGCACACAGUACAAUCAUGGCUGCCAAUGCAGCAGUACUUCAACCCCCCCAAGCUAGACUCUAUUGAAAUCGCACGUCCCAUAUCUCAUUUCUGCACACUUGGCGCUUCGUCGGCCGCUCGCGCGCAUCGGCGCACACACCUUCGGUUCCAUCGCUCGUCCUCCGUUUAUCCAUUCCAUGUCCGUUCGGUUCAUCGAAUGAUCAUCUUCUUCCCGCACAAACAUUGGACUCUAAGUCUAAAAAUCUCCGUCAUAUCCGCCAACCGACACAAGCACCAGUUCUCAUACUCUAAUAUACAAACAUCGUCUUACUUGUCUCCCGACUCACUUAAAGAGUCGCAAUCUACAUUCCUCACCUACAUCGGGGAUUACAUAGAAGUCAUGGAGGGAGAGCACAUGGGAAAACGCGGUGUCGUUGACUGGUUUUCGAAGAAAGACACGAACCUCUGGUUCCGGGAUAUUUUCAUUGUGGACAACACUGAGUGCUCCGGCGGAUUGUCAAGUAUCUCAGUUCCCGCAGCGAUAGUUCAGCGGACGAGUAUCACGCAGACAAUUCAAUUCACAAAGGAAAGGGGAUAUGACGUCAGACCUGGAGACGUCGUUACUGUUGCCCGUGGGCCAGAGUAUGAGGCAAAAGGGGUUGUGCAAAGCAUUGACUUCCCAAAUGCUUGUCUGACCUUGCUUUGUGACGGUGAUCACGCACUGAUCAAUGUUCCAAUUGGAUUUGUGGUGAAAUUGCAGAAUGCUGACUUGGAUUGUUUUAAGCAUAUUGGACAAGAAGUUUUCGUUAUUUGGGGUGAGUACAAGGGCUACCGAGGGACGCUCCACGGUAUUGGCCAUGAAGCUUGCGUCGUUGCUCUGCGUGGGCAGAAGUGCACCUCGCUGAAACUCUAUGACACUGUCACUAAGUUCAUGGCUUUCAGGUUUGGCAUGAGGUUAAACGGGGCAAUGCUCGAAGGUUCUGAGUGGUCUUUAUUCUGCGAAUUGCGGAAAAGAUCGUACUUGGCGCCGCCUCCUCGAAGCAUCACCCCACCCAUCGAAAAAGAUCCCUCUAGCUCGUCGGGGUCCAUAACAGGUCCCAUUCUCCCAUCAUCCAAUGCAUGGCCGGCCUGGUCUGCAAGCUCAGGUGGUGCUGAUGUUGUGCAAAGCCCGUUGUCGAGCACUGAUCCUAACUCAUCAACACCCAAUGCCUGGACUGUCGAUGAACUUGAUAUUCAGAACAGUGUUGACGCCAGAUCAAAGAAAAACUCAGACAGUGGCUCACUACCUUGGUUGAUGACCAGGGAGUUUGCUUCCAAGUGUUUCACGUAUCACGCGAUGUUGAAGGUUUCACCAAUAUUCGAUGCUUCGCUCUCCAAGCGAUUUGUAUCAACACCUUGUCCUGAUCCUUUUUGCAGUGAGAAUGGACCGGCCCCAGAGGGAUGCGUCGCAGCGUACUGUACAUCCAACAACACAGGUGCCAUAACCAAGCACUAUCAUAUUCCCGCCAUUUAUUUGAGUCCUGCACCUCCACGCAAGAAAAAUCAAGAAUGCCUGAUUCUGGAUGGGACUCAUCGUGGACUCGUUGGAACUGUAGCGAGGUGCAGCAUCAAGCACAGUUUUGUGGACAUUAGUAUUACUCCUACUGUUACUACAACUUUGCAUUUCGAUCAGAUAUGUCUGGUGGAACCGAUGCAAUAG
Messenger RNA from Suillus discolor, 2409 nucleotides. RefSeq lists its product as uncharacterized. The record is from RefSeq and is a predicted model, not a curated record. The coding region runs from base 1 to 2409 and encodes 802 amino acids. The transcript is spliced from 11 exons. Lineage: Eukaryota; Fungi; Basidiomycota; Agaricomycetes; Boletales; Suillaceae.